CUUUAUUUGUCUCUUCUUCAAUACUAAUAGAUAUACGUUUGUUACCAUUUACAAACUAAUUUUUAGUAGAAUUGCAAAAUGAGAGCAAGAAACAUUUUUUAUUUUGCAGUUAAAUAAGAAAAUCUUAAUUAUACAAUUUUUCGGAACGCAUUGAGCUGUCGUCCGGACGGAACGUCUACACGCGUAUCUUUCCUCUAUCUUUCCUUUCAAUAAUCUAAAAAAUACGUGUUUUCUUUAAAGUUAACUUAGAUUAGUCGCUAUAACAAGUUCCGGUUUUUUGUUUUACUUCGCCCCUGAAACGAAAACAGUCCAGGAUGCCACCAAAAAAGGUUGAAGAGCCUGAAAAGAAGCCACUCAUUGGGCGUGUGGGAACCAAUCUCAAAGUGGGCAUUGUGGGGGUGCCCAAUGUGGGCAAGUCAACAUUCUUCAAUGUGCUGACCAAGAGCCAAGCAGCAGCUGAGAACUUCCCUUUCUGCACCAUCGAUCCUAAUGAAAGUAGGGUACCUGUGCCUGACGAGAGAUUCGAUUAUCUCUGCGAGUUCCAUAAACCUGCUAGCAAAGUCCCAGCAUUCUUGAAUGUGGUGGAUAUUGCCGGGCUGGUGCGAGGGGCUGCCGAAGGACAAGGGUUGGGCAACGCGUUCUUAUCCCACAUCAAGGCUUGCGAUGCUAUUUUCAAUUUAUGUCGUGCAUUCGACGACGAGGAUGUAAUCCACGUGGACGGAGACGUGAACCCGGUGAGGGAUCUGGAGACCAUCGGCGAGGAGUUGCGGCUGAAGGAUGAGGAGCAGCUCAUGCAGAACUUUGAGAAGCUCGACCGCGUCGUCAACCGCGGAGGCGAUAAGAAACUCAAGCCUGAAUAUGAUGCACUUACGAAGAUAAAGUCUAUUUUGGUUGACGAGAAAAAACACAUUAGAUUCGCAGACUGGAGCGCCGCUGAUAUAGAAGUCCUGAACAAAUACUUGUUUUUGACAUCCAAGCCCGCUCUUUACUUAGUGAACUUAUCCGAAAAAGAUUACAUUCGGAAGAAGAACAAAUGGUUACCCAAACUCAAAGAAUGGAUUGAUAAGAAUGAUCCCGGCGCUCCCCUAAUCCCAUUCUCUGGAGUUUUAGAAAGUAAACUAAUGGAAAUGGAUCCGGAGGAAAAAAAAGCGUACUUAAAAGAACACAACAUUACAAGCGCGUUAGAUAAAAUUAUCGUCCAAGGAUACAAAGCACUGCAGUUAGAAUACUUCUUCACUGCUGGUCCCGAUGAAGUGAAGGCCUGGACUAUUCAGAAAGGAACGAAAGCGCCGCAAGCCGCUGGCAGGAUCCACACUGACUUCGAGAAAGGCUUCAUCAUGGCUGAAGUGAUGCACUUCAAGGACUUCAGAGAGGAAGGCACCGAGGCCGCCUGCAAGGCCGCCGGCAAAUAUCGGCAACAAGGUCGCAACUACGUAGUAGAGGACGGCGACAUAAUCUUCUUCAAGUUCAACGCGGGCGCCGGUCUGAAAGACGCCAAGAAGAAAUGACGCGACAAGGUACUCCUGCUACUGGUACAUUUGCUGUACCUCAAUCUCGUUCUCUACUCACUGUUACACGUCGCUUGAAUGCCCCCACGCUCUGUUGCAAAUUAACAAAUAAAAAUCAGUUUACACUCGAAAUUCGAUCAAUAAUCACUUAUACUCGCGUUUAGGAUUGGCUGGAUAUACGGACUGUAUUCCAAAACGGUGCUCAAUAUUUACCUGUGAUUGGGUUUUACGCUUGAGUUUGACUCGAGCUACGUUUCUAAAUACUGAAUUAUCAAAAUACGAAUUGCUAUCUAAGUGGAAAGGACUAUCUGAGUAAGGUAUGAAACGUACUACUCUGCAGAUGUACUCAAAUACUAAAAGUCUUUAUAAAAUAAUGAUUUAUAUACCACACAUAAAGCUUUAAAUGCCGUUCCGCUGUCCAAAUAAUGAGGGACUAUAUUUUUAUACGCAUCAAGCUGUCUUGCAAUUUUAACAAUUUUAUUUGCAAUGAAGUGUGAGGGAUAUUCGACUACAUUAUUUAUAACUAAGACCUAAAGUUGGAAUAAAGCUUUGUUGAUGUUUAUACAGAGCAGUUUAUUUAUUUGUAAUUAGGCAUAACUGUACAAAGCCCAUUAUUUACAAUUAAAUUCAAUACCAUAGGUAUUUCGCAUUUAAAAUCUCUUUUUUUUAUACGCACGAUGACAUAAUACUUUAUUAAAUUAAUAAUGAGCAGUGUACAGGCAUUAUGUAUAUUUCACCUAUAACACAUAAGCUAAAUUAUGUAGGUACGUGUACAAUUUUUAUUACAAGUUGUAAUUUUAAAAUUAUUGCUAAAUAAGAUUUUAAUAAAAUGCAUUUGGAGGUAAAUAA
This is a messenger RNA of Ostrinia nubilalis (European corn borer), 2357 nucleotides long. Its product is annotated as obg-like ATPase 1. NCBI's taxonomy places the organism in Eukaryota, Metazoa, Arthropoda, Insecta, Lepidoptera, Crambidae. Gene Ontology annotation, molecular function: ATP binding; ATP hydrolysis activity; GTP binding. The record is from RefSeq and is a predicted model, not a curated record. The coding region runs from base 315 to 1508 and encodes 397 amino acids. Gene Ontology annotation, cellular component: cytoplasm. The transcript has 11 exons.